AAAUAUUUAACAGACAAUACACUGCAUUGAUCUUAUUGCAAAAAAUUAACUGGACUGUACUGCCAUUGGGCAUACCACCAAUAUUAUAUUGCCUAGGAUAUUGUGAAAAUAACCUAGUCUUAUGAGAAUAUACUGUGACUUUUCAUGAUCAGCAAGCGAAAGACAAGAAUAAGACUAUUUAAAACACAAAGGAUUAUGUAAUAGAAAGAUAGUGAAAGAAAGAGAGCAGGAAGGCCAGAUUGAGAAAGAAAACAUUGGCAUGUUGUAAAACUCACUAACUUCCUUGUGUGUGAGAUUUGUAAAUCUUUAAUCUCUGCUGUGACAAAUAACAGUCAGGAGGUGUUUCCUGAAGCCUCUGGAGGCUGGCUGUUUGACACUGACAGAAGAUUUACACAUGAACUGACAAUCUGACAUCACAUUCAUCUUCAACUCUCUUGGCACCAGCAGCAAAUGGAUGAACUGUCUCUGUUACAUCAAACUGUCUGCAUGCUGUUGCUGAAGGAAUAUUGACAUUCACUGUAUGAUUGAUACUACUCGUAAAUUGGGCCAAAACAUUUUUACCAGGAAAAGAGUUCGGGGGAAUUGUCAGGCAUGAGCAAAAACAACACUACAAACCAUACUGGCCUGCCGGAGGACUUCAAAAUUGCUCUUCUGGUCUUAUACAUAUUCAUCUUUCUUGCUGGGACUCUGAAUGUUGUAAUAAUGUCCUGUAUGCUACAGUCCCAAAGACGUCUCUCUUUCACCAAAGUGUCUGUGAUCAACCUGAUAGCAGUGCACUCCUUUUUCCUUGUCACUCUGCCUUUUCGCAUUUACUAUUAUGCUUCUGAUAAAAACUGGAUUCUGGGCAUGUAUUUCUGCAGAAUUGUCAGUCUUAUGAUCCAUGCCCACAUGUAUCUUGCAUUCAUCUUCUAUGCCUUCCUUCUAAUUGUGCGUUAUUUGGAGCACUCUAAUCAGCGGCACAGGCUAGAAUUUCAUCGCAUCCUUCACGCCACGAUUGCAAGCGCAACCGUCUGGUUGAUCAUAUUUGGCUCUAUGUUCCCAGUAACUAUUGCUAACUACGGAAUGAUGCAAAAUGAUUCAACUCAGUGCUUUCAUUUCGGUCAGGCUCUCAUGCAGCAAAGUGUGAAGACAUUAAACUAUGUUCUUUGUAUACUACUAAUACUGGUUUGGAGUGUGCUAGCAUUUUUCCAAGUUUAUUUUCUACUCUACGUGAGUAAGACAUUUGGAAAGGCCACAUGUCAACGUCAAGAGUUCUGGGCUCAACUGAAAAACGUUGUUUUCCUGUCGGUCAUGUUUUUUUGUUUUGUGCCCUAUCAAGGAUUCAGAGUAUAUUAUGUGAAAGAAUAUGGCAAGACUGAAAAAAUGCAUAAUAUAAAUGAAGUAUUUCUUGCUGUCACUGCUUUCAGCUGCUUUGAUAUGAUUGUUUUUGCUGGUAGAGAUGUAUGGAAACUGAUAAAUUCAAGGGGAUGGUUUCAAUGUUUAUAGCAUCUAUGUUGUUUUUGAUAUAGUGAAUUGUUUUCCAUUUUUUUAUGCUUUUGUGCCUUAUAAGCUUAAAAUAAUUGUUCUGCCUGACAGGGUGUUUGGAAAUAAGCUGGUGUUUUAUUGUCUAUAAUGAAAUUUGCAUUAAAUAAUUUACAGUAUUUACAUUGGAUGGAUUUACAUUAUAUGGUCUUUAUUCUUUUGUAUGUGUUCAGAGAAAAUGUUUCCACAUUUCUUUUUAAGUGUAAAGACAUAACGUGCACAUGCAGAUAGUACAAUAUAUGUUUUGCAUGAAACAUUAUUUCAAAAUGAUGUGUUUAUUUCUAUAAUGAUAUUAUCUGUUGUGUACUUAUGAACAAAUGUUUUAAUUUUUAUCUGGAACAAAACUGUCAAACCACCACUGAUACAGCCAAUUCAAUGACUGACGAGGUGUCAUGAGUCAUGACAGUACAUCAGUAGUGCUAAUUAUAAAGUUUACAACAGACCCAUCACUGCUAACUGAAGGACUUUUUAAGGUGUCACACAAAGACAUUUCAAUGCAAUUCAAAACAAGUCAUUUCAAAGCAACGAAAACAGUGGAUAGAGUUCAAUAACUUCUGUUUAUACUCAUUUCUGCAAAGGGAGAAUUUCUUUUUGUAUUUCAGCACCCUCUAGAGGCGUUGAAACGCUUGCAUGAGUGUUAUUAUACAUCCUGUUAAAAAACUUGUGAAAUAAUUAUUUUACUUCAGAACUGCUUCAUGCCAACAAUAACCUGACUUUUGUUAGGCUAUAAGCACUUCUUCUUUCCCUUACCUUUAUAUUGUUCAUUUUAUAGUGAAUGGAAAGACCUUCUCUAGCCUGACUACGUCAGACUUCGUACUUCCACUCAAUUUCAGUUCGCUGUACUCAGUCUGAUAUAGCAAACCAGCUCCCAGAUUAUCUCCGGUGUUACGAGAUUUUCUGUUUCAGUGGGCGGAGCAUACAUGAAUAUUAAUCAGUUUCCCGGAUAUGCGAGUGGAACUGACAAUUUCAGUUUACGCUCCUUGCAUCUCAGCAGGUUUAAUGGAAUAUUUAAAAAAAAAAAGGUAAAUAUAUUUACAGCGUUGCAUAAACCUAUGCCUAAACUACAAAUGAAUUAAACCUAAAUGAAUGCAUCCGUGGACAUAUUGUUGUAUAGGGUGUGAUGAUCCAUGUCUUAACUUACUCUGUUCAACAUUCUCCGUGUUGUUUGGUUAUAAACUAACUGAACUAACUGCUGGGGGAAAAAAGUUGCUGAAAUUGUCAUUGUUUUUGUUUUUUUUGUUUUUUUUUCAUGUUUCCCAUAUAUAAUAUUUAAACAUUUGUACAAACAUAAAUUAAGAUGAUCACAAGUAAAGGUGUAAGGUUUCCCUUGCACAGUGAAACCAAGAAUCCCAGGAUGAUUAUGUCUACACUGAUUUCCAAUAGUAGUGCAGAUAUAGACAUGUGAACCAACAACCGUACAUAUAUUAUUAAUUAGGCUUUAUAUAUAUUUUAUAAUAGAGGCCCUUUUCUAUAAGAAAUAAAGUGGAAUAAAGAUUGGAUUGUGGCCUUGACUAUCUUUUGAUAUCUAGAUGUUGCUAUAAUGUGUGUUGGUGUGGAAGUUUGAUAUUAUGUGAGACAGUGACAUUUUGUUUUUAAAAAUAUGUAUCCAAUAAUGAUUCACACUCAAAAUCCAGGAAAAUUUAGUCAUGGAGGAUGAGAUUAAUAUAAGUUUUCCUCAAUUUUGAGUAUGAAUCACAAGUCUUGUUGCAAUCUAAAAAGAUUUAUGCACCAACACAAGACUAGAUAGGAGAAAAGAGGGUGUGAUGUAAAUAUCCUUUUUGGAUCUGCUGUAUAAAAAUAUGACACAUAAUAAAGUUAUUCUAAGAUCAUAUGUAAGAGAGGUAAAACAACAACAACAUAUUUCUAAACUUGAUUCUGGCAUUUGACUAAUGACAUUACCAUUCAAAGGUUUUGGGAUUACUAUGUUGUUGUUUUUUUAGUAUUAUUAUUAUUAUUAUUUAUUUUCUUUUUUUUAAGAAAUGUAUGCUUUUGUUCGACAGGGAUGCAUUAAAUUUAUUA
Molecule: messenger RNA, 3540 nt
Organism: Onychostoma macrolepis
Lineage: Eukaryota; Metazoa; Chordata; Actinopteri; Cypriniformes; Cyprinidae
Product: probable G-protein coupled receptor 141
Exons: 3
Coding region: 592-1485 (297 amino acids)
Biological process (GO): G protein-coupled receptor signaling pathway
Cellular component (GO): membrane
Molecular function (GO): G protein-coupled receptor activity; oxysterol binding
Source: RefSeq, a predicted model, not a curated record